This is a messenger RNA of Ostreobium quekettii, 1338 nucleotides long. The record is from the annotation of a GenBank genome assembly. Lineage: Eukaryota; Viridiplantae; Chlorophyta; Ulvophyceae; Bryopsidales; Ostreobiaceae.
AUGGGCCGCACGGCCUCCGAGCCCCUGCCCGCCCGGCCAGCCACCCCCUCCCGCCGCGCGCCCCUCCAGCUCUUCGCGUUUGACGACCGCCGUGGCAACCGCGAGGGCGCCGAAUCUGACAAGGUGCUCGCCUUCUACCCGCCGGAGCUGCCCAUCGAUGAUCAGCUCGGCACGGUCGGCCUCGCCCAGGCGCUGGUGACAUUCAUGACGACCUUCACGGAUGGCGAUGGUCGGCUGCAUUCUUUGGAGACGGAUCGCCACUGGUGGGCUGUUCGCCGUUUUGAGGAUGGCAUCUGGUUUGGGAUGGUUGUGGAAAGGAUAUGGGGGCCCGGGCGGCUGGGCGGGGGCGCAUGUGGCGCUCUGCUGGAGGAUGUGUAUGAGUGGACGCGGCUAUUGUACGGGCCGGUGAACCGGUUGCUGGAGAGGGACCCGAGCGGGACGGGCGCAGCGGCCAGCGUGGGGGAGGCGGUGGAGGGCUGGGGGGAGCGGCUGGUGGGCGGGAGGGGCAAGGGGGACAAGGGGGAGUGGGAGAGCCCGUUCGGCGUGGAGAGGCAUCGCGUGGUGCCGGCGAUGCCGCUGGAGCGUGGGGCGCUGAUCGCCACCCAGGAAGUUGUGGGUAGGCUGUUGACUGCAACACACAACAGCUUGAAGCCGGUGAGGGCAGUGCUUGUUGUGUACGACAAUAUGCUGCUGUGGAGCACCAUGGACGCGGCCACGACUCGAACGGUCUUCAACUAUGUGACGAAAACCAUCUCCAACGGCUCGAAGCCUCAGCUAGCCAGGCGCUCCUCCACACUGAAGAUCCCCUCUGACGGAGGGAGUCUGGUCAGCUGCUGGCCAGUUACAGUCAGACAGGGGCUCCUCACAUUUUUCCUCCUGAUCGACGAGUUUGCCGGUGGAACGGGUCAGGUGCUCAACCAGGUGCGGGGCGUGAUGUCUGGACGAGCUAAACAGAUCGCAGGCGCAGCUGCCGACUUGCUGUCCUCGCGCAACAAGUUCCACGUGUCUGGGUACCGCUACCUCGUGGUGGACUCAGCGAUGCACUACGGCACUGCCAGCCCCAAGAAGAAGUUAGCACACUUGUCCAGAAAGACCUUGGCCUUGCUGGCGCAGGCCCAGGCGUGUUUAAUGGAUAGGGGCCCAGAUGGGGAGCCGCCGUGUGAGGGAGCAGAGGUCGCUGCAAGGGGGGACCACGGGGCAUGGGUGUAUGUCAGGAAGGGGACGACGAACUCCCUGUCAGUGGCGCUGGAGCAGCUUCCAGAUGAGGGCCUCGUGGAGAUAGGCGACCACGUCGGCAAGUUGUGUGAUAAAUUCUUUCCAGGGUUUUUUGAUAUCUAG